GAGGCAGGCUGAGAGUUUAGAAAAGUGAGAUGAGAGGCAGGUUCGGUGAGACUGCUGGUGAGUGCACUAAGGAUUACUUCGAAAGGGAUGGCUCAGGAUUCUGACAGCAGCGACAGCGGCUACAACAGGUACCAGCCUUACAAUGGCAAACAGGAAAACUUUGAAGAAACAAAGAAGGUCAUGCGAAGGGAAAAGAAUCGACUUGCAGCUCAGAAGAGUCGACAGAGACAGACUCUGAAAGCAGAUACACUACACCAGGAAAGUGAAUACUUAGAGAAAGAAAAUGCUGCCCUAAGGAAGGAAAUUAAACAGCUGAACGAAGAGCUGAAAUAUUUCAGCAGUGUGUUGAAAAGCCACGAGGGUCUGUGUUCAAUGAUGGUGUCCCCAAGUGAAGAGCUGGUUUAUCAGAGUCACUCCUUUCAACAGACACACAGCAACACUCCAGCACGGCUUCACCUGUGAGGCUGACGGAAAGGACUCUUGGAAUUAGCUGUUAACACAAACUAAGACUCCUGGUCUCACCUUACCUCAAGGAGCCACAUACACAUACACAACAUACGGAGUCUGCACCAGCUUCACUGAUCUCUCACUCCGCGCAGUGCCACUCAAUUGUUGAGGUGGAUUCUACAGGACUCGACCUGCAGUUUCACAAAGUUUAUCACAAAUGCUAAAGUCUUAAAGCUGAAGCAGGAAAUGAACAGGUACCUGUUCACAUUGUUGCCAAAGUAACAAGAUCCAGAAUGGGUUUGUGUCUGUCGAUUGAAUGUAACAGUAAUCCAUUAAGAACAGCAAGAACAGGUGAAUGUUACAUCCUUCCGAAGACCUUCUCAGGAUCACCGCAAGAUAGACAGAGACGUCUGUGUUCCAGUCUGUCUCCAAAGCAGGGCAGCUUCCUGGACACCUGAGCAUUUACAUAGGAUAAUCCAAAUCGUUUGAGAAAGAGAAUGUGGCUGAGACACAGUCACAGAAGGUCACAGGGCUUCACUGAGACAAGCUGCAGGACUGUGUGCUCUCUGACCAACUCAUCUCAGUCCCACAGAGAACCUGACCGACCAUCGGAGACCAAUCCCAGAAUCAAACAUCUGUACAGAACUGUUAAAUUGUUUGCUUCCUUGAAAAUGAUGUACAUAGGUUACUUUGCCAAAUUUAUGUUUCUGACAUCUUAAAACAGACUAAAACUAAAACCUUUGGCCUCCAUUUCAAGAAAUCCACAUUUCCAAAAUUAGAAUAAAUUGGAAAGAAAUUUCAUGAAGUCUAA
Hemiscyllium ocellatum (epaulette shark) is the source of this 1258-nucleotide messenger RNA. It is a transcript of the gene batf, whose product is annotated as basic leucine zipper transcription factor, ATF-like. The transcript has 3 exons. Lineage: Eukaryota; Metazoa; Chordata; Chondrichthyes; Orectolobiformes; Hemiscylliidae. Gene Ontology annotation, biological process: regulation of transcription by RNA polymerase II. The record is from RefSeq and is a predicted model, not a curated record. Bases 88 to 462 code for a protein of 124 amino acids. Gene Ontology annotation, cellular component: nucleus. Gene Ontology annotation, molecular function: DNA-binding transcription factor activity, RNA polymerase II-specific; RNA polymerase II cis-regulatory region sequence-specific DNA binding.